Messenger RNA from Rosa rugosa (rugosa rose), 2648 nucleotides. Its product is annotated as protein ACTIVITY OF BC1 COMPLEX KINASE 3, chloroplastic. Bases 181 to 2343 code for a protein of 720 amino acids. Gene Ontology annotation, biological process: protein phosphorylation. The transcript has 7 exons. The record is from RefSeq and is a predicted model, not a curated record. NCBI's taxonomy places the organism in Eukaryota, Viridiplantae, Streptophyta, Magnoliopsida, Rosales, Rosaceae. Gene Ontology annotation, molecular function: ATP binding; protein kinase activity.
CCGCCGAAUUCAAAACCCGACCCGACACGACACGACACCUCAUAUUUAUAUGGAGCCACCCAUUAAAUCAAAUUGAAUACCAUAUUUUUCAAAGUCAGUUGCAGCACCUCAUUUUACUCCCCAAUCUCUGCAAAGUUCAGACCACGUUGCAGAGUAGUAGGUACCACACACACUAUUACCAUGGGAGGCGUCGCCGUCGCCGUUCUUCAGCCGUUCACGCUGUGCCGGCCGCGCGGCGGUUGGACUCCGACGACGAGGCCGAGGAGUUGUGCUGUUAAGAGCAGGAGGAACGGCAUCAGAGUGAGGGUGAAGCCAGCGAGGGCAGCUCUAGUGGAGGCUAGACCGACGGCGAUAAGAGUCAGAGACGAUGACGUUGUCGACGGAGGUGAUAGGUCGGUGAAGGUGCAGAUCUAUCGAGGCGGCGCCGUCGAUCGUGCGGACGAUAUUCAGGCGGAGGCGAGGGCCUUGGCACGUGCCGUAAAUGCCUCCGUUUACAGCCCCGAGUUUCUGGUCGUCAAGUACGGCUCUAGCCCGGUCAAGGUGAUUCGGAGGACUCUGAAGAUUUUGACAGGGCUAGGUUCGUUUGGGUUGAAGUUGCUUAUCGAUCAAAGGAAAGGCGUGAUCGAUCAGAAUAAAAGACGGCGAGCUGUGGAGCUCAGGCAAAUUUUCACUCGUUUGGGACCUACUUUUGUCAAAUUAGGUCAGGGCUUGUCAACAAGGCCUGACGUCUGUCCGACGGAGUAUCUGGAGGAGCUCUCUGAGCUUCAGGAUGCUUUGCCGACAUUUCCGAAUGCAGAAGCAUUUGCGUGCAUUGAGAAGGAGCUGGGAGUACCACUUGACUCGAUUUACUCGUGCAUAUCUCCAUCUCCAAUUGCAGCAGCUAGUUUAGGUCAAGUCUACAAAGCUAAACUCAAGUCUUCUGGACAGGUGGUUGCUGUUAAGGUGCAACGCCCUGGCAUUGAAGAAGCUAUAGGACUAGACUUCUAUCUCAUCAGAAAUCUAGGAUUCGUCAUAAAUAAAUAUGUUGAUGUGGUAACUACGGAUGUUGUGGCCCUUAUUGAUGAAUUCGCAUGCAGAGUUUAUCAAGAGCUCAACUAUGUGCAGGAGGGACAAAAUGCGAGGAGAUUUAAGAAAUUGUAUGCUGACAAGAAAGAUGUUCUUGUCCCAGACAUUUUCUGGGAUUAUACCAGCAGCAAAGUGUUGACAAUGGAGUGGGUAAAUGGAGUCAAAUUAAAUGAGCAAGCUGCCAUUGAGGGUCAAGGGUUGAAAGUAUUGGAUCUGGUGAACACUGGCAUACAGUGCAGCCUCAGACAGCUACUUGAGUAUGGAUAUUUUCAUGCAGAUCCUCAUCCUGGGAAUCUCUUGGCAACGCCUGAAGGAAAGCUUGCCUUUCUUGAUUUUGGAAUGAUGAGUGAGACACCAGAAGAAGCUAGAUAUGCUAUAAUCGGUCAUGUUGUUCACAUGGUUAAUCGGGAUUAUGAAGCUAUGGCUAAUGAUUACUAUGCUCUAGAUUUCUUAUCGCCUGAUGUAGAUGUUUCUCCAAUUGUACCAGCACUCCGGGACUUCUUUGAUGAUGCACUUAAUUCUACUGUUAGUGAACUUAAUUUUAAAACACUGGUGGAUGGUCUAGGUGCUGUGUUGUAUCAAUAUCCAUUCAAUGUCCCAGCUUAUUAUGCAUUGAUAUUAAGGUCACUCACUGUACUAGAAGGUUUAGCCCUUUAUGCUGAUCCUAACUUCAAGGUGCUGGCUGCUUCAUACCCAUAUUUUGCUAAAAGGCUUCUGACAGAUCCAAAUCCGUAUCUCAGAGAUGCUCUGAUUGAGUUGCUUUUCAAGGAUGGAAAGUUUAGGUGGAACCGACUAGAAAGCUUGCUGGAUCAAGGAAGCAAGGAUAGAGAUUUCUCUGCAAAAGAUGCUUUACAGCCUGUGUUGAAGUUAUUAUUGGGUCCAGAUGGUGAAGAACUUCGGACUUUAGUUGUAAAGGAGGCUGUGCGUGUCACUGAAGCUUUCAUUUGGGGCACAGCUAUUGACUCAUACAAUAUUAUACCCGAUUUUGUGAAGGGUUUGAUAGUUAAUGGCAAUGCUACUGGACCACUCGCAAUGAGCAUUGCUGAACAAGAAAGCAUGAUAGCACUCCGAGAUCAAGUAAUCAGGAUUUGGGGACUUCUAAGGACCUCUGAGAGUUUUGAUCCUGCCAUUUUGCAGCCCAUUUUACAAGUCCUUCAACAACCUGAAGCGCGCAACCUAGGGGGACAAGUUAUUGGUGGGAUCACACAGCGACUUGCAGCACGGUUGCUGCAACAAGUUCUUCGAGUGCCACCAACAGUUCCUGCUUCGAAUUUGUGACCAGUGGAAGACAUUCGGGUACAGCAUAUAUGUGUUGUAAUGAUGCUCUCGAGUUGAAGAAAACUAGGAAAGAGGAUGAUAUUUGAACCAUUUUACCAUUUUUGUCACCAUCACUUGGUUUGAAAUGAAAGUACCUGUGUGCUUAACCGAAAGUUAAAUCUGUAGGGUCGUAUAGAAGCUUCUCAAACUAUUUUUUAGUGUAUAUAUUACUCUUGCUUUCAUAUGUCUUACAUAAGUGACAUAUCGACUCACCCUGGUCCAACCAUUCAUUUAUAUAUUACACAGCAUGUGAACAGUUUUUUUUU